AUGGCUUUGUAUUAUAUGCUAUCAGGUAUGGGAAGAGGAGGAGAGCGAGGUGGUUUCCCCCCUCGUGGAGGCCCUCGAGGUGGAAUGGGUUGGAACGGGCCUCCCGGAGGCAACGUGCAGAAGAGAGCUGGAGACUGGGAAUGUCCCAGCCCUGGAUGUGGAAAUCAAAACUUCUCCUGGAGAACAGAGUGUAACCAAUGUAAAGCUCCAAAACCUGAAGGCCUUGGAGCUCCUUCCUUCCCUCCUGCAGGUGGUGAUCGUGGCAGGGGUGGAAUGAGGGGCGGCAGGGGAAUGGAUCGUGGUGGUCCGGGGGGCAUGCGUGGAGGCUGGGGAGGAGAUCGCGGUGGCUUCAGAGGAGGCCGUGGUGGAAUGGACAGGGGCGGAUUCAGAGGAGGUAGCAGGGGUGGUCCUCCCAUGGACAGAGGGGGCAGGAGAGGCAUGGGACCCCCAGGCAAGAUGGAUAUGAGGGAUCAUCGUCAGGAGCGCAGAGACAGACCCUACUGAGAUCAUGCAUCAAGCAAAAGGAAAUUUACAUAGAGGAAAAUUUUAAAGUCAUUUUUAUUUAUGAUUCCAUAUUUAUACAUGGUAAUCUUUUUUGUUUGCUUUUCCUUUUUUAAUUUCAGUACCACAUUGUGGUUUUAGUUAAACCUUGAGGUUGCUUUUUUGUAUGCAGUAAUGGCCUUUUUUCCUUUUAAGAUAUUCCGUUGCCCUGUAGUCAACGUUUUUGGGGGUGUCUGUCUUAUGUGUCUCUCUAUGUAACUAUGUACUUUGAACUGUUUUUAAAAAAAUAAACUUUUCCACCUCCAUUG
Sinocyclocheilus rhinocerous is the source of this 809-nucleotide messenger RNA. Its product is annotated as RNA-binding protein EWS-like. The record is from RefSeq and is a predicted model, not a curated record. Gene Ontology annotation, biological process: regulation of DNA-templated transcription. The transcript has 4 exons. Bases 1 to 504 code for a protein of 167 amino acids. Lineage: Eukaryota; Metazoa; Chordata; Actinopteri; Cypriniformes; Cyprinidae. Gene Ontology annotation, molecular function: RNA binding.